AACAAAGUGAAUCAGUCGCGAGCUCCUGCAGCGCUGCGCCAGGAGAAAGCGGAUCACUGCACGUGCGGACAUAAAAGAUGCAAAAAUAAGUCGAGUCACCUCACAUAUAACAUGCCUGAUAAACACAGUCCCCGAACCUUCCAGCCUGUCACACAGGGUGGCGUACUUGCCACAAGCAUGCUGCAUUAGCUACAGUCAUCCGUUACACCAUGGAGACCAGAGGAAGUGAUGCUGUUGGUGCAGCAGGAGGGCAACAAUCAGUCUCUGCUACUCAUGAUCCUCCACAACCUCAGUCACCCCCCUCUGUAAAAACACGGAGGUCCGCUUUCAAGUUUUUUGGUGGUCGGAAGAGCAUUUGUGUUCUUCCGAGCUUUUUUGGUGGCCGUGGCAAAAAUCAAAGCAAGGGGUCAUCUAAAUCAGGGGUAACAAAGAGCCAAACAUAUGAUGGGGUAAGCAGAGCAUGCUGGGAAGAUUUGGGCAAAGGCAGCAGUGAAGCAGCUUCAGGAGACUUUGAGUUCUGCAGCCCUUGUGACACUCAGAAAACACCAGAGGACCAUGGGAAGUUUCAGUCACUACCAAGACAGCGGAGGGGUCUUCGUGGUCUGUUUAACAGCAUACGAAGACACAGGAAAAACAAAAAUGUUGAAUUGGAGAAACGUGAGACACUUGAAAUGUCCUCGAGCUUUCGUGCCCAAACAGUGCCUGGAAACCUGUCGAGCAUCAGUGACCGUAGCGAUAACCAUGGCGAUAGUCAGGGCGAAGAGUUGGUGCCAGAUGUGCCUAAUCAAACCGUAGACCGUAAAUGUGAACAGCCAUUGGCUGCCCAUGAAUGUACAAAAGAUCCAUCCCUAGUGCCUGAGAAACGAAGAAGCAGGGUAGAGACUGAUAAGAGGACGAGAGGAGAAGAAGAGGAGAACGGAGAAGAGAACCAAAAUAAGAGACAGGAAGUGUUGACUACAUAUCAUCAACCCUUGUCUGCAGAGUCUGAACUGGAUCGAUUGGCUGAGCAAAAUAUUGACAUAACCGAUGAAGAUCUUCCUGCUGCAUCCUGCACAUCUGACAGUGUGAACAUGAUGUUUGGUGAUGUUUCAUCAUUGAAGAGCUUUGAUUCGCUGACAGGUUGCGGAGACAUCAUUGCAGACCAAGACGAUGACAGUGUGGCAGAAAGUUCGGCGUCUGCUGAAAGAGGCAGUCGAAAUGCAGGAAAAAGGAGCUCCUGUUUCGUCACAUAUCAAGGAGGAGGGGAAGAGAUGGCAACACCUGAUGAGGUGGAUACCGAUUACCUUCAGAGCUUAUGGGAAUCUGAAACUAGUAAUGAGGUCUGCUACCUCCCCUCAGACCGAGGCUCAGAUAGCCUUUCACUCACUCCUGAUCAGCAAAUCAGCUCUAUACUUGCACAUUCCAACAGCAGCACACUGGGAGUCACGGAAACUGCCCUUACCCCUGCUGAACUUUUAAGCCCACAGAGCGAUCGGCAAGAAUCAGUGCCCAACAGCGAUGAAGGAUACUAUGACUCCACCACGCCAGGAAUGGAGGAUGAGAAUAGGGAACGUCCACACCAGGAAAGGCUUCCAAGGGACAGCUACAGUGGCGAUGCCCUUUAUGAACUUUUUGAACCUGAUGAUCACUUGCUAAGUCCUGGUCUUCCAACCAAGGAUGGCCAUCCAUUUGUUGGUGAUAAGAGUCCAACAAACCCUCUUUAUGCCUUGGCAUCCACUGCCCCAGAGACAGGCUCCAUGGAGACGGAGGAGGAGCGCCUGAGCAAGAUCCAGCAUGCCCUUUUGUGCUGUGAGCUUCAAAAUCUCAGAAGCCCAUCUAAAGAUCAGCUUCUGUUUCAUACUGACUGCUUCUAUGAUGAUUCAAUCCUUACCGAAGCCAAUGGUAAGACGUCCUCAGAAGUUAUUAGUCAGCGUUAUCCCCAGUCACCACAGAGAUCCCAGGCUUUAAAAGACAAACCUGUCAGCAGGGAUCACAAACAGGAUUCAGGGUUUAGCCCACGUGUCCCAGAGACACCCAGAUCGCAGAAGUCAGCAGUGUACACAGAGCAUCAACCUGAGGAUCAAAGUUUUUCAGUACCCACCAGAGGCCACACCCAGACCCAGGAAGAGCUGAUGGUCUGUUUUUCCCAAGCGCUUGUAGAUUUUACUAAGAACUCCCGGCUUUACUGUAACUCAACCGAGAGUCUUGACGGCUCUGAGUCGAGUUCUCCUUUCGGCCCGAGUCUCAGUGCCCUUCCUGCAAUUGUCACAUUCGAUGUGGUUGACAUGGAGAACGAGGGUGAAUGUGAGCACCAGACUGAGCUUGUUGAGGAAGAGGAGGUGUUGGCGUCCCCUUAUGAGCCCUUUGAGGAUGAUGGCUGUUACUUGCAGCAGGAUGCCUUUGCGGAAUGUGACCAACGUACUUUUGAUGCCUACGAACAGAGUCUGUUGCUCAGUAAUGCAUGGGGCAUUGCGAGCCUUCCACGGCAUCUCAGUUUGGGUCGGCCUUGUCCACCAGUCCCUGCCCCGUUAGCACUAAAUCGGCGUAGCCGCUCUCUUGACACAGACAGUUUGGAAUUUCAAACUAGUGAGAUUUACACAACCGCAACUACUUAUGACUCAAAGGGAGAUCCAUUUUUUAAGCACAGGAAGGCGGAAUGUAGUGACAUGGCAUUACCACGACAACCCUGCAGGGUUACUGGGGAUGGUUGGAGGCGAGCCUAUGGUUGGGGCAACAGCUCCUCCCAGCAUCCUAACUCGAAGUUGUCGGCUCUCAGACCUUCACAUCUCCCCCUACAGAACAACUGCCGCCUUGCUGGUGUCACUCGAGUGGAAGGCGAGGGGGAGAUUUUAUUUGGUGGAGGGGAUGCGCUUUACCCCUGCAGUUAUCCUCCUGAUGGCGCGCAUUGGAAAAAUCGACCUGUUGGGGUCACUCUGGGUGUGCCACAUCCUCGAUCGGACCAAUCAACAGAGCAGAGAGAAAUUACGGUGAAAAGCAGGAGGGCGGAGCUUGAGGGGGGCUUUCCCACUGCACCGCCUAAACAAUAAGCACCACAAAAAAAACAAAAGCUCUCCUGCUCAUAUAAACUAAAAAUAAUACUGAUAGAUACGUCUCGUCACCAAAGACGAUGCUGGAUGUUUACUGACACGCUUGAAUUGUAUCACACACACUUUCACUAUAGUUGCUGUUACUGCCGGAUAAGCUAUUGUAUUAUUUUGUGAUGUACUGUGUAGUUUUUGAGCUGCAUUCUAGUUUCUGUGACUUUAGGAGGAUUUGUAUUUGUAUCUUGUGUGUUACAGCAUUAAUCAGCUGGUGCUGUCCAUAUACAGAUGCCAUAUUGCUUUCCAUAAAUGUAGCCACUGGUAUUGCCAUCCAAAAUUAUUCCAAGAUGUUUUAAUUGUAUUUGCAAAAUGACAACAAUCGUAUAAUUUACAUAUUUUGGGGCUAAAAUGGUAAAAAUUUAUUAGCAUAUCAAAAGAGCAAAGAUCAAAACAGCAUAUCUGGUGACCCUGUUAAAAUAUUGUAUUUUGUUUAAUGAACAAACCCUUUAAAUACAGGGCCUUUUGCAUAUGAUAGCAUAUUGUACAUUUCAAGCUUUCAGUGUUUUCAUAUUGAAAGGUUUUAAACAUUGUUCAGCUAGCUAGUCACUAGUUUUUCUUACCAUAGACAAGACACUACAUUUAGAGGAAAGUCGUCAUUUAUUUAUUUUUUUUUUUUGAAAAUGUCAAAACCUUGAUAUACUUUUGUACCCAAUAUUUGAUGAAGAUUACCUAUAAUAAUUUGUGUAAAUUGCUAUGCUAUAAAAAAAAGGACAGAAACAAAGCAUUUUGUAAUUCAUCUUUAAGAAGGAAUUACUUACAAAGUGCUGUCACUUGCUGCCAAACAGUACACUCUUAAAAAAUGCUGGGUUAUUGUCAACCCAGCGUUGGCCCAAAAGAAGGACAAACCCAGACACUGUUUUAAAUUAACCUUUUUAAAUUUGAUCUAACAAUGGGUUAAAACAACCCAGCUUAAGUUAAAUUUACAACUCGACGGGUUGGGUCCAUCCCUUUUUGACCCAAUGCUGGGUUGAAAAUAACCCAGCAAUUUUUUUAUGUAUAGGGUUGUUUGAAGGUACACUGCUUUAGGGCUGCAUAAAAACUAAUCGCAAGUAAUUGUUUGCAAAAUAAAAGUUUUUGUUUACAUUAUAUAUGUGUGUAUUGUGUAUAAUAAUUAAUAUUUAUGUAUAAUAUAAAUUAUACAUAAAAAUCAAAAUGUAUAUACACAUGUAAAUAUUUCUUAAAUAUAUACAUGCAUGUGUGUGUAUUUAUAUAUACAUAAUACUUAUAAACAAUACACACACAUAUAUGAUGUAAACAAAAACUUUUAUUCUGCAAGCGAUUAGUUGUUAUGCAGCCGUGCACUGCUUACUCCAAGUAUUAACCCUUUAUUUAAGUAUUCUCCAUAUACGUUCAAGUCAAAUUUGCUGUAGUCUUUAGUAAAUAUCAUCCAUGUAGUUGAUAAUCAGAAGGUACUGUAUUGAGUCAUUUGAGACACAAUAAUCAGAAAAGCCUUUAAUGAUGACAUGUGAUUGUCUCUGCUGUUGUCAUGGUCAUUUAUCCCCAUCACAAUGCCAAAGUCUGUUUUAUGCUCUUACUGUUUUAGCCACUGCUUUGAUUCAUCUUUUAAGAAUGAAUCAAUCCCUAAAGCUGAGUCAGUGCCGUGUUGUCCUUUUUUUAUUUAAGCUUUUUUUAGGUAUUGCAUUUGUGUGAUUGGAAAUGAAUGUUCUUUUUUACAGACAUUAGUAAAAGCAUACACAGAAUGUUAAAUUGUCUUCAUCAAAACAUGACUGACAGUCUUUACCCUCAGUGUUAUUGUAAUCACUUGACAACAGGGUUAAAAUGCAUAUCAAACACACAAGAAUUAGUCAAUCCUUAACUGUAAAUAAAUCUCAGAGACAUAAGUAUUGGAUGUUUGUGAAGGUUUUUUUAAUGCCAUCUGAAGCUUUGUAGAUUUCUCUAUUUGGUUUAUGAGCAUACAGAUAAGUUAUUUCAUGCAUUGACCUGUUUUCUUGUACGCAAGCCCUUACAACCAUUUACACUGAUGUUUAUACUUUAAGAAAAGUAUUAAACAACUUUGUUCUUAUAUUCUGAUAUAGAUGUUUUUCUUUAUGUACAUUUGCAUUAAUCUUUUGCAAGAAAAGCUUCAACUUUGUGAGAGUGCAAGACCGAUACGUAAAACUUAUCUGGACCUUUGUGUCACCCUUGUCUGUUUUAAUGACAGGAAACAUUAGGCAUGUCUUGUGUGGACAAGGUGCCUUGGUGUCCCUAUUUAUAUGUGUAAUGUAGUGAUGUAUGUUUUAAGUGUAUGCUAUUGUAUCUUAUUUGAUACUUAUAUAGGAGACAACAUAUUGUCUAUUAGUUUCGGAUUUGUACAGCAUUACCCGAUUAGUGUUGCUGAUACUCUUAUUUGAUUGACAGGUGGUCUCCACUCUAAAGUCAAGGAGGCUCCAGUUGUCAUGGAAACUGGUUUAGGCUGUCGUUGCACAUCUUGCCAUCAUAAGCGGUGGAGAACAAAAUAAAUGCA
Paramisgurnus dabryanus is the source of this 5544-nucleotide messenger RNA. RefSeq names its product APC membrane recruitment protein 1 (gene amer1). The record is from RefSeq and is a predicted model, not a curated record. Gene Ontology annotation, biological process: regulation of canonical Wnt signaling pathway. NCBI's taxonomy places the organism in Eukaryota, Metazoa, Chordata, Actinopteri, Cypriniformes, Cobitidae. Gene Ontology annotation, molecular function: beta-catenin binding; phosphatidylinositol-4,5-bisphosphate binding. Gene Ontology annotation, cellular component: plasma membrane.